Lolium perenne is the source of this 639-nucleotide messenger RNA. The record is from RefSeq and is a predicted model, not a curated record. Lineage: Eukaryota; Viridiplantae; Streptophyta; Magnoliopsida; Poales; Poaceae.
GUGCGGCCGUGUUGCUAAGGUUAAGCAGGUGGAGGAUUUCUCCGACCAGUUCGGCAUGAAAUUUUUCAUGUGUGCGAGCUAUGAGCAUGAUCCACCCCGUAGUUCAGCUUCGUCGUCCACCAGGCCGCCGUCUCCCCCGCCCCUAUGCAAAUGGUUUCACUGGAUAGACACGGAGCAGCCGGAUUGGGCACGCGAGGAGGUUGAGGAGAAACAGCGUCGUGCGUGGGCAACGUUCUUUGAGGAGGAGCGUUGGGAAAAGGUCCGUGCUAAUGAGAAAGCCGAGCGAGAGAGGCAGAUACAGAAACUAAGGGCGGAACAAGCUCGUAAUCGAGAGGUGAAUCAGAAGAGGAUGGAUGAUGAGGCUGCACGUAGGUUUGCAGAGAAAGAGGUGCGCAGGGAGGCUCGUGCAGCGGAGAGGAAGAGACUAAGGGAAAGAGCUGCUGAAGCGCAAGCGGCGGAAGAACGUGGCGACAAGUCUGGAAAAUGGCCACGAUGGACGCAGGGAAAGUAGUGUGAUGUGUCGUAUUGGCUAUGUAUCUUAAUUUCAGUUGUAUCUUAAAUUUCGUUGUAGUGUCGUUGUAUCUUAAAUUCCGUUGUAGUGAUAAACCCUAUUUUUAUUUGAGCUGCAAUGUAUCUUCA